Peronospora matthiolae is the source of this 1482-nucleotide messenger RNA. The record is from the annotation of a GenBank genome assembly. NCBI's taxonomy places the organism in Eukaryota, Oomycota, Peronosporomycetes, Peronosporales, Peronosporaceae.
AUGGCAGCAGAAUCAGGAAUGAAACGCUCGACGACCCUCUUGCGCUCGUUGAACGGCGACGCGCCUCGGAAAGCGCAGAAAGCGCUGGCAGAAGACGAAAAGGGCAAGCGCUGGACACCGGAUCAGGACAAUGCACUGCGCCAAGCAGUCGAGGAGUUCGGGCAGCGCAAUUGGAAAGCAAUCGCGUCCCGAGUGGACGGACGCAACCACGCGCAGUGUCUCCAGCGCUGGAACAAGGUGCUCAAGCCAGGCCUGGUGAAGGGGCAUUGGGCCUAUGAAGAAGACAGCACGCUGGAGCAUAUGGUGCUGCAAGGCUGUCAUUCGUGGGGAGAAGUCGCGACCUACAUUCCUGGACGAACGGCUAAACAGUGCCGAGAACGGUGGCGGAACCACUUGGAUCCGAGUAUAAAUAAGUUCCCUUUUACAUUGGAAGAAGACAAGGUGAUUCAGGAUGGCUUUCGAAACAUGGGGAACCGAUGGACGCAGAUAGCCGAGUUGCUGCCAGGACGUACGGAAGAUGCUGUGAAGAUGAGAUGGAAAGUGUUGAACCCGAAUGAGAAAGUGAAGGCGAAGCCAGGUCGUCCGAAACUUAUGCCUGGUAUGACAGCGAACAAGCAACGCUCUGCGAUACCUCCGCCACCUGAUGAUGUUGUUGCUACAUUGAUAAAUCGACCGACCAUGACGCCGGCAAUGGCGGCGUACGAGGACAAAGAUUGCUCUGGACCAGUGUUCUACCAAGACGAUGGCGUAACAAGUGGUUCGAUGCCAUCUUUGGACCCUCUGCAGACGACGAUGCCUUAUGUGGCGGAGUCGCUGCCGACAGUGAUGGCGCAUCACUACCUUGAACCUAUCAUAGAGCCGCUGAGUGACGAAGCGAAGGCCGAGACCGAAACGAAAGAUGCUGUUAUGCUCAGGGAGCUACUUCGCAGCCACUCAAACAGCUUGCUGAGCUUUGGUAGCUUGCGUGGGCUGGACUCGUUUGCGGAUAUGUCUCCUGAAGACUUGCUGGCGAGUGGUGAGUUGGACGAGAUGUUUCGAGCAACCGUAUCAAUAUCGAAGGAUAAGUGCGAAAGAAGCCGCUUGUCAAGCACAAGCAGCGUAAUGGACACUUUGACGAGCUCGUUUAAAAACCCGGAGUCGUUGCAGAAAGCAAUGCAGAACCUGGACCACGAGGACCAGCACUUAUUUCAGGGGCUCAUUGAUAGUUGGCGUGCGCAGGUGUCAUCGGAUUGUGUCAGCGCGUCCGAAGUGGACGACCAAAUUGCAAGUUUGCCCGUCGGCCCGGAUGCAUAUUUGCAGUGCAGUUUCGAAACUAGCAGCGGACGCAAUAUGGCCCGUGCAUCGGGCACCGAGGAAACGCACUCAUUUUCGCGACGGAAUGCAAAUGGAAUCUCGUACGAGCUCGGUAACAUUACGAGCGAUAUUGAUGACCUGUUGGACUCGGACCUCAUGCGCCCCAUUAUAAAGGGUAGAUUGUGUUAA